AUUGCACAAACCACCUACUUUUGCUGUCGAUGUUGCGCAAACUACUCACUAUUGAUGUUUGUUGCAAAGAACACCAAUUUUACCUGUAUUUAGUUGCACAGAAGUCCAAAGUUGGGAUUAGUUUGGUUAACAACGUAACUGACUAGUGGGAACCACCAAAUACAUUGAACCAAACAAACUGAAUCGUAGAGCCUCCUGAAUCGUACUAGCUCAUCCCCUGCCUCUGUUCCCGAACGACACACGCGACCGAAAAAAAGACCCUGCGACCGUCCGACGCGGAGAGGAACGACGGCGGCGGCGGCGGCCGGCCCAUCGGCGGCGACCUGCUGGCCGGCGAUGGAGGGGUUCUUCCCCACUUCUUUGACUCCUCCACCUCCCUAUCUCGACGGCGCUGAAUCAGACCGAGCGGAGGCGGCCAUGGGAGGAGGAGAGAUGGCGACGGCGUCCGCCCCAUCUCCGGCGAGCGGCCCCGCGAGGAUGGACUCCAGCCAGAUCGUCUGCGUCGGCGGAUUGGAUAGUACAAAAUGCAGUAUGGAGUGGCCAGCUGAUUACAGUGUUGAAGCGUUGGCAUUGGCUAUUCAAGAAUGGCCGAUGAAUAGCCAAUUUGAUCUGAAUAUGGACAACAGUUUUCAGAGGGGAUUCUUGGAAGACAUUGUUGGUCACAACAGUUCAAGUGAAAAUUCAGAGUCUAAAGAUGAUGUUGCAUUUGAUGAUCACCUUGAAGGGGAGACAGAUGUAGAAGAUUUAUUCCCUCCAACUCCUGAAGAUGAAUUGGAUGAGGCUACAGUGGACAAGGCAACUGUGAGAAGGGAAGCAAGAAGCAAAGAUGCGAAGGCAAAGGCACUCAAGAUCCGACAAGUGAAACAGAGGGCAGAUGCAUGCACAAGUGAAGAUAUAUUUGUUCUUAGUGAUAGUUGUAGUGAUGACAAUAAAGAGAUUAUAAAUUUAAGUGAUGAUGAUGGGGCUGUUUUGGAGUCAAAAAUAGCACUAAGGAAGAGAAAGAGUGUUGCAAAACCAGUGAAGAAGAGAGUCUAUUAUGAUGAGAGCAAGAGCAAUGCACAUGAGCAAUUUGUCUUGGAUCUGUGCUUCAUUGAUAUCACACAAUUAAGGAAAGCUUUAGAGAAUUAUCACAUAGCUAAUUGCAGAAACUUUACAUACUUGAAAAAUAAUCAGGAGAGGGUGGUUGUUUGCUGCAGCUCGGAUGGCACUUGUCCCUUUAUGUUACACUCAUCUACAAUUAAGGGAGAGCGCACACAUUGCAUUAGGCAGAUCAUGCUGCCGCACACAUGUGGUACUAAGACCGAUACUUCAAGGAUUAACAGCAGUUGGCUCGCUAAGAAAUAUGAGGAUUUCAUAAAGAGUGAUCCAUCAAUGUGUGUAACUGCACUCAUGGAUGCUGUGCUGAGAGACCAUGGAGUUGAAAUUUCGAAGCAUAUGGCAUAUCGGGCAAAGAAUAGAGCACUUGAAGCUGUAGUAGGAGAUGAAGAUGCACAAUUUACACGGAUCAGAGAUUACAUGCAGACUGUAAUGGACAAGGAUCCGGGUUCUAGAUGCCAUGUAACAACGGUCCAGCCAGUACCUGAAAAGAAUCCAAGGUUCUGGGGACUUUUCUUCACUCUAAAUGCUCAAAUCCAAGGGUUCCUAAAUGGUUGUAGGCCUUUCAUCGGGAUUGAUGGAUGUUUUCUGAAGUUGGGAAAUGGAGCCCAAGUUCUUGCCGCCACAGCUCGAGAUGGCAAUAACAAUAUGUAUCCUCUAGCAUUUGGGGUUGUUGGAAAAGAAGACACGGUGACAUGGGCAUGGUUUCUGAAUCAGCUAAAGUAUGCGCUCGGUGGAACAUCAGGUCAGUUUGGUAAUUAUACCAUCAUGUCCGACAGGCAGAAAGGCCUCUUAGCUGCAGUGAACUUGGUAUUUCCUGAAUCUCGACAUAGGUACUGCCUUAGACACAUUUUUGCAAAUUUUCAGAGUGCCGGGCACAAGGGUGAGGGCCUAAAGAAAAUAAUAGAUGCUGCUGCCUAUGCAUUUGAUAAGGCUGACUUUGAUGUUGCCAUGGAAGAACUGAAAAAACAGAUGAGAAAGCAUGGGAAUGGUUAUGUAAAAUACCAUCUAAACACUGGGCACGGCAUGCACUUGACACACACUGUAAGACUGACUUAGUGGUCAACAACAUUAGUGAGGUGUUCAACAGCUUUAUACUCAAAGUCAGAGAUAAGCCCAUUAGGACCAUGAUUGAUUCAAUUAGGACCAAACUAAUGGUCAGAUAUACAACAAAGAGAGAAGGGGUAGAAACUGCUCAAUGGGAAAUUACUCCAACAUUUGUCGAAAGAUUAGAGUGGGAGAAGAGAAAUUCAAGGUGGUGGCAAGCUGCACGUGCGAAGAAGGGUCUAUGGCAAGUUACAAAUAUGGAAAGGACAUAUGAAGUGAAUUUAGAAGAAAGAAAAUGUGGUUGCUUCAAAUGGGACCUAACGGGUAUACCUUGCAAACAUGCUGUGCGUGCAAUCAUCAAUGCCAAAGAAUAUCCGGAGGAUUAUGUUAGCGACUUCUUUAAGAAGCCCAUGUACAAAAAGGCAUACAAAAAUCUCAUAUAUCCAGUUCCAGGACCUCACGGAUGGACCAAAACCGAUACACCUGAUAUAGACCCACCUGAGUACGAAACUAAACGUGGAAGAAAACAGAAGAAAAGACGCAGGGGGCAACAUGAAGCGUCUAAGUCAACUACUCAAGUCAGAAUGACAACAAUUACUUGCUCGAAUUGCAAAUUGCAUGGACACAGGUACACAAACUGUGUACAACCUUUGAAGCCGCACUUGGCAAUAAGAAAGGCACAACACAAGACUACUAGGACGCCACGAGGUGAAGGGUCAGCUCCACCUCAAGCGUCGCCGCGGGCUGCUGCACCACCUCAAGCGUCGCCGCGGGCUGCUGCACCACCUCAAGCUCCGUCGCGUGCUGCUGCACCACCUCAAGCUCCUCGACGGCCAGCUCCACCUCAUGUUCCUCGACGGCCAGCUCCACCUCAUGUUCCUCGACAAACUUCUGCUCAUCAAAAUUCUUCUGUAACAGGAAGAUCAUCAGGUGCAAGCGGUUCGAAUUUAGGAAUGCAAGGGUAUGAAAGCACAAGACUCUAUUCUUACUUCACAGCGGGUCUAGGCUACCAAGCAGAAGCCAAUCAAAAUGAAUGAAAUAUAAGAUGGCUGUAACCUUUUGUUGUGUGACUUGAUGUAUGUGCGACCUGAUGGAAUAUAUAUGCUAGAACUAUGCUAGAACUGAUGGAAUACUAUCUCUAAAUAUUAUGUUGUCUGCCACCUGAUGUUCAUAUUGUUUCUCUAAAUUAUUUCUAACUUUCCCACUGACAGUAAUAUUGUUUCUCUAAAAUAUAUACAUGAGAGCUGGUUCUUAUGGACAUAGGACAAAUAGGUGAGUUGGUUCGACUCAUGUAUAUUUGGUGGUCCCCUUUUGUCAGUUUGGCUAUUAACUAAUUAGUCAGUCAGUUAACCAGACUAAUCCUAAGUUUGGAUUUCUGUGCAACAAAGUACAGGUAAAGUUGGUGUUCUUUGCAACAGACAUCAAUAGUGAGUACUUUGUGCAACGAAGACAGCGAAAAUAGGUGGUCUGUGCAAUUU
This is a messenger RNA of Lolium perenne, 3620 nucleotides long. NCBI's taxonomy places the organism in Eukaryota, Viridiplantae, Streptophyta, Magnoliopsida, Poales, Poaceae. The record is from RefSeq and is a predicted model, not a curated record.